AUGGCUGCUUCCUACUACUCAGGCAGAAACUUGCCCCCUCUGCGGCCCAACUGUGAUGCUAAUGUCCAGAUCGCCUUUGGAGAGGGUAACUGGGCCAAGGCCAUUACUUUGGCUAAACAACAGUUCAAGCGGUCACAAGAUCCGUAUUACGAGGCUGUCGAGUUGGCUGCUAGAUCUGAGCUGGAUACAGCCGCCGACAAGGUUGCCGCCUUCGUAGCCCUUGAGAAGAUAGUCAAGGAGAAGAAGCCUGUCAAGGACCAUUGGACCAUCGAAUUAUUCGAGUGGGCAACCUCGCACAUCGAGAAGGACUAUUCAGAGUACAUUGGCACACUGAGAGUCAACUUUGUCAAGGAAUUUUGGAAGCCGGAUGUGGACAAGGCUGGAAUCGCCAUCCGCUCGUACUGGUCUUGUGCGAUCAACGAUGACUGGGAGAGUGCUCAAGCCAUUGCUGCCACGGUGGACAAGAAAUUUCCCAAUGAGUCUCGCCAUUUGUUCUACAACAUCCUUGCAUAUCAUGUUCUCUCCGUAAGUCUGACUGUUUCUAGACCAACCUCCCGGCCGACCACCCCAAGCGACAAUUAUCACGCCGCCUUGCUGCGGAACCCUGCCUCUUCCGACUAUCCGCCACGCGCGAUCACCAGCGAGGAAGAGCUUCUCCUCUGGAUUCGUGUUCAAGUUGCCUCCGUCGACAAUGACGACAGUCUUGUCGAUCUCCUGAAGAAGCCAGAGUUCGAUGCUCUAAAGCGCCUUUCGGAAGGCUUCGGCUUCGUGUUCAAGGAGAUUAUGCACCUUCUUUCACAUUGCGAGGCCUGGCGUGAAGUCUUCGAUAUUGGACAGAAGCUUUUUGAUCGAGCUCUUGCUUACAUAACGGAGUCGGCAGCAUUUCAAAGUGCUGUCAUGGAUGGAUCGCUCUGGAUGUAUUUCAUCGGUGCUGCCAGCAAACUCGAUGAUAGCAAGAAAGCUCUCAAGCAACUGCGAGGCUUCAUCGAAAAGGUGUCCAAAGUGACCAAGGUUAAUGCCCUCUUCAGGCACCACAUGGAGAUCUCCAACCUCAUCAUUCUUUUCAACAGAUACCGUUCCUCCGCCGUGAACGAGUCAACAGAUGAUCAAAGCACGCGUGUCAACCAUCUAUAUACAUAUAUUGUAUCGUACCAUAGUCAGGUGUCCUGCUUUGAUUCUAUCAAGCCUUUUCUGGAACAGCUUCGUUUCGAUGAGGUUCAGUUCUUGUUGAGCCGUUUGGAACAAGAAGGUGCCGAGGAAAAGAAUGAUCUAUUCAAGAACACUGCAAUCUUGACGCUACGCCUCAAAAUACGAUACCUGAUGACCACUUCCAACGUAUCCAUCAAUGAGAAAGGAACAAACGCUCACCCCAGUUGCAAGUUCUGCAAGACUGAUAUUAAGGAGAAUUCUUGCAAUGUUUGCCUCCAAUCAAUAGCCAAGGCCAGCGCCUGGCUCUACAACCAGAAUUGCGACAAUCAUGGUCUUCGAGUACGCAUUAACGACAUGGAAGACGUGGACCCCUUUGGAGACCUUGCCAUUGUCGGCACCACCUGUCUGCUCAAGCUUUCCGGCCUUGAAAGCGGACGCCGAAGCGUGGGCAUCUCUUCUGAGACCGCAAUCGAUUUGAGGCUACUCAUGCGGGCCAUUGCUUGGAUGGAGCGUCAUCACAACCGUGGUACCCAAAAGGGACAGGCAAUCACUCUUUUCUUGGCAAAGCUUUACUUGCUGAUUGGCUGUGUCCCUCAAGCCCACACGCUUUGGAGAACUUUGGAGGUGAAGAAUGUAACACUCGACUCUCUUGGCCCUCUCUUCACGGAUCGGCUAUCGACCAUUGCUCCAGGAAUGUGGCGCGCUGGUGCCCCGACGCCCAUGACUCAGUUCCAUCGAUACUUUAAGGACGCUAUCGUGCGACACAUUCCUACACAGCUUCGAACGGCGCUCGAGAACGGUAACUACGUAAGCGUCCUGGGCUUGAAGGACAGCCGUGACCGUCUUUGCAACAGCUGCACAAUGAUUAUGACCAAUGUUGAAGACCGCCGUGGUCUCAGAGCGAUCGGCAGCAAGUAUACUUACGAUACCAAUGACGACCCCCUGCUGCGCCUGAUCAAGGAAGAUAAGAGGUUUGAGGUUGCCACGGAUUAUGCUGCCCUCCCCGAUCUGGAACGGGCACCUGCCAGCUUGGCCGAGCUCAUUAGCAUCGGCCCCCGUCUUUCGGAAUCUCGUGCAAAGUUGUCGCUGUAUGCUGAGUACUUCCUUUCCUUGGUUUCAUUUCGGGAAAGCAAGGAGUACAAGCCUGCAAAGCCAGGAUUGAUUGCCGAUAAAGACCGCAACUCGGUUGCAGAGGAUUCGACCAAGAUUAGAGACAAGUUUGAAGACCCGCUGGAACUUUCUCUCCAGGCAUCCUGCUCGCCUAGCGAGAGGUUGAUUGUCACUAGCGACGAGUACUCUUACUUCACCACCAUCCAGAAUCUGGCCGAUUUGGUUGCUCUUGGCACCGCUGCUAAGACCUGGACUAAGAGCUCGCAACGGCCGAACGGUGUUUGGAGUGCGGUCCAGAUCAUUGUUGUUGAGCUCCAGGACCAGCAGGACGGCUUCAUGGAGACACGCGCCCGCAUCCCGGCCGACGUUUCCGUUCUUGGACAAUUCGUGUCCCUGCACUCUCUGGGCAUGCUGCGAGAGUCCAUCAUCGCUGUGAAGCUGACAGUUAACUACUUGGAGCGCGUCAUCGCAGCCUCCAAGGAUGCCCCCAAAUGGCUGUCCGAAGACUGCAAGAAUCUGAAUGAGAAAGCCGCCCAAUUCUCUGCUGUUGUGAAGCAACAGAUCAAGGCUCUCAACGACGCCGCCAAUGCUCCCGGCUGGCUUGACCGCAUUGCUCAAUUUACCUUUGGAGAUUUGGCUUCUGGAGAUCGAGUCGUGGACGAGACAGCCAAGGAUUCUGAGAGCUCCGACUUGGACAGUGUCCUGUUCACGGCCUGUGGUGGCCAGGUUGGCCUCGAACACUCCAUUGGUGAGAUCCAGGAGAGCUGGCGCGAAGUUGCCAAGGGAUGGAACACUGUCAAGCUUGACUAA
Molecule: messenger RNA, 3069 nt
Organism: Pestalotiopsis fici W106-1
Lineage: Eukaryota; Fungi; Ascomycota; Sordariomycetes; Amphisphaeriales; Sporocadaceae
Exons: 10
Coding region: 1-3069 (1022 amino acids)
Source: RefSeq, a predicted model, not a curated record